Messenger RNA from Paecilomyces variotii, 894 nucleotides. RefSeq names its product Alpha/Beta hydrolase protein. Lineage: Eukaryota; Fungi; Ascomycota; Eurotiomycetes; Eurotiales; Thermoascaceae. The transcript is spliced from 3 exons. The coding region runs from base 1 to 894 and encodes 297 amino acids. The record is from RefSeq and is a predicted model, not a curated record. Gene Ontology annotation, molecular function: catalytic activity.
AUGCCGAACACCAAGAUCGUCCACGUCCCCCAUCUUGGGGGCAUCGAUGCCUCCUACCAGAUGCCCUACCCAUAUGACCCAAAGAAGCCAACUCUGGUGCUGGUGAAUUCGUUCACGACUGACUCAGAGCUCUACCGCGAACAGUAUGGCAACAAGGAAUUGACCGACACCAUGAACCUGUUGGCUAUUGAGCUGCUAGGCCACGGCCAGACUCGCACCAAGCGUGAGAACUGGACUUAUUGGGACACGGCCGAGAUGAACUUGCAGGUGCUGGACGCCCUUGGUAUCGACAAGGCUUUCGUGCUGGGCACGAGUCAGGGUGGCUGGAUCACGGUGCGGAUGGCACUGCUAAGGCCGGAGAAGAUCGCCGGUAUCAUCCCCCUGGGAACCUCUCUGGAUUAUGAAUCCGAACGCACCCGCCAGCUCAAGUGCUGGGACGGCCCCGGUGAUCUCCGUCCAAACAUCGAGCGUUGGACGACCAACGAGUCGACCCCGGAUUUCGAGCCGCACCUUGAAUACUGCGACUUCCUGGUCGACAUUGGUUUCAACAAGGACUGUCCCAAGGAGACACGCGAGUACUGGCGCAACAGGAUUCGAGAGAACUACCGUGGCGACGACGGCCGCAGAAGAAUCCGCAUGGCUGCAAUCAACCUUUCGGAGCGCGAUGGGCUGCAUUCUCGUGUGUGGGAUGUGCGAUGCCCGGUGAUGUGGCUGCAUGGUACCAAGGAUGCUGUGUAUUCCGUAGCCAACGCCCAGCACGAGAUCAAGUUGUUCAAGAACUCCCCCGACGCACAGCUGGUGACCAUCGAAGGCGGCGCUCACUUCCUGAGUGCAUCCCACCCUAAGGAAGUCGACAAUGCAUUGAUCUCUUUUGUCACCAAGUACAGCAAGUAG